This is a messenger RNA of Aspergillus pseudotamarii, 465 nucleotides long. RefSeq names its product MARVEL domain-containing protein. NCBI's taxonomy places the organism in Eukaryota, Fungi, Ascomycota, Eurotiomycetes, Eurotiales, Aspergillaceae. The transcript is spliced from 3 exons. The record is from RefSeq and is a predicted model, not a curated record. Bases 1 to 465 code for a protein of 154 amino acids. Gene Ontology annotation, cellular component: membrane.
AUGGCUCUGGAUUUUCCUUGGGUUUAUCCUGUUCGGGUUGUUCAAGUGGUCUUUGCGAUCAUCAUUCUUGGUUUGACCGCAUACAUUGUCAGCGUGUACAAUAAUAACACCGUCAAUUUCAUGCUUUUCAAUAGCAUCUGGACGGCAUUCUUCGCAACUCCGUACCUCGCCCUUGCGCCUGUGCACUUCCCCCAGAUCGCACAUCGCUUCGUUAUACCAGCCGUAGAAGCGAUUACCUUGAUUUUCUGGUUUGCAGGCUUUAUUGCCUUGGGUGUUCUGCUUCCUGCUCCUAGGUUCUGUCACUGGAGCGCCUGCAACUGCGCUCAGGCAGCCACGGUAUUUGGAGCAUUCGAGUGGGCUUUGUUUACGGCCACGACAGUAGUGGCUGUUCUCGGUGCUUUGCGUACCAGGUCAAGCACUGGUACGAAGCCUGCCCCUCAAACUACUGCUCACGUUGGCGUCUAA